Messenger RNA from Castor canadensis (American beaver), 3262 nucleotides. The record is from RefSeq and is a predicted model, not a curated record. Lineage: Eukaryota; Metazoa; Chordata; Mammalia; Rodentia; Castoridae.
CUCACUCCUCAGCAAGUCAAGGCCCUGGGGAUCACUCUCACCCCUCAGCAAGUGAAGGCCCUGGGGCUCACGCUCACCUCUCAGCAGGCCCAGGCUCAGGAUAUUACUCUUCCUCUGGGGAAGCACCAUGUUUCGGGUGUUACAAUGUCACAUGAACAGGCCCAGGGAUUGAGAACUACUCUCACUCCGGAGCAAGUCCAAACACUGAAAGUCCCUAUUACUCCUGAGUAUACAGAGACACUAAAAACAUCUGUCACUUCUGAACAGAAUCAGGCAAUGCCAGUCCCACUAGAGACUGAGCAGGCCCAGUUAUUUGGGGUCCCACUCUCCCACAGUCAGGGAGUUACUAUCAUGCCAGGGCAGACUGAGACAUUUGGUGCCACCCUCACCUCUGAGCAGGUUCAGGCAUUGCAGGGCCAUCCUGAUCCAAAACAAGCACAGUCAUUGAUGUUCACUCUUACUCCUGAGCAAGCCCGGACUUUGGGUAUCACACUUACCCGUGAACAAGAUCAAGCAGCAGCUAUCACCCUCAACCCUGAGCAGGCACAGGCAUUAGAAGUUCCUCUUACUGAAGAACAGGUUUGGAAACUGGGGGCUUCUAUCACUCCAGAAAAAGCUCAAAAAGCACCAAGCAUUAUUCUGAAGCAGUUGCAAGCCUUGGGAGUCACUUUCUCUCAUCAGCAGGCUCAGGCAUUUCACACUCCUCUCACCUUAGAAGAGCCUGCCACAUUGGCUCCUUCCACUCUCAGACCAUUUGAGGAAUUAAAGACUUCUCUUCCCACUGGGCCAUCCAUUAUAUCAAAAUUAUCUCCAAGCCUUAGGCAGCCCCUGACAUCAUCAUCUAUUGCUGAGAAGUCAUCUAUAUUUAAGGUCACUUCUACUCCUUUGCAGAAACCAAGGCCUUUUUUCACCCAAGUUCCCUUUGCCCCUGGGGGACACCUCAGAAAGAAUAUUCUUUCUGACUCUGGGAAGCUCCUGGCACCACAAAUCUUUCCUACCUCUACGCAGAUCCCAUUGUAUAAAGGUGGAGCCACUCCUUCCCAGUCCCUGCCACCAGAGGUCUCGUCCCACCUUGGGCAGCUCCCAAUAUCUGGGGCCCCGGCCAUUCCAGGGCAGCUACCUCUUAUAUCCAGAGUCCCACUCACCUCUGGACAGAUUCCCAGACACUUGGCUUCUCUUUCUCCUGAACAGCCCUUGGUUCCUGGGGCCUCUUCCAUCCCCAGGGAGCACCUGGAAUCUGGACUCUCAGCCAUCUCAGAGCAACCCCAGGCAUUCCAACCUCCUGCUACCUCUGAGCAGUCUUCCUUUCUUCAGACCCCUUCCACCCCUGGGCAGCAUCUUGCACCAUGGACCCUUCCUGGACAAGCUUCCCCAUCAUGGAUCUCUCCCACUACUGGGCAUUCCUCCACAUUAUGGACCCUCCCAAUUCAUGAGAAACCCAAGAAAGCUUUUCCCUCUUCUGUCACUCAGAAAAGAUUGGAAACUAUUUCUUCUCUGAAGACUAAAUCAUCAUUGAUCCAACCAAGUGUCCCAGAUUUCAAGGUACCUCAAGUUCCUUUCACCACUAAGAAGGUCCAAAUAUCUGAGGAAGAAACCCCGAUGUUCCCAGAGACUUUUGUCAUGGAACCAUUUCAGUCUUACCUCACCAAUUAUAGGACACCAGAAUCACAAACCCCUUAUAUUGAUGAGGCAACCCUUUCCACUCUUGGAAAGCCUAUAACAUCAUUAGCUUCUCUUAGUACUCAACUACCCAAAACAUCACAGAUCUUACCUUUUGAAUGGGACCAGAAAUCCCAACUUCCCCCUAUAGACAAGUCCUGGAUACUGACUUCAGUUUUAGGUGCCAAGAAAACCAAGAUGAUGGUGCCCCCUUCUUCUCUCCAAGACCUUGAAGAGAACAGGUAUUUUGUUGAUGUGGAGGCUCAGAGGAAGAACCUGAUACUAUUAAAACAGGCCACCAAAACUUCUGGACUCCCUUCACAGCAAUAUGCAAUAGCCUGUAAUCUUAUAAUUGAGACACUUCAUAUGGACACAGUUCGGCUGGGAUACUUGUUCCGCAAGUACAUUGCCUAUAGACUGAUCCAGCGUGCCAGAAACAACAUAAUCCAGCGAUUAAAAGCCAUCCAAAAUACUGGGAAAGGUUCUGAGACCCAGGACCUCUGCACCACGCUCAGCAGAAUUGAUGACUACCAGAAAAAAGUGAUGAAGGUUUGGACUGAGAAGCAGAAGCUUCUACAACAGAAACGAAAUCAGUGCCUGACGAAAAUGAUAAAUUUAUUUAACCAGCUCCGAGAGAUGUAUAAAUUGAAUCUUAGUCAACCUAUCCCUUUGAUCACUGACAGUAAGCAGAUACCUACUAUUACUGAAUUUGUUCAACAACCAUUCUUAGAGUUACUAAUUGAAGAGGACAAAAACUCUGGCCUUUUCAAGAAAUUUAGACAACAAGAUCAGAUGGAGUCCAUCUGGAAUGCUGAUCUCUCUACUUCGAGCUACCCAAUAACAGAGAAGACAACCAUUCAGUCACUCUGGGCCCAGCUGGGCGGGUACCCAGAUAUUCCUCGGCUACUCCAGUUAGAUAUUCAGUCAACCUUCAGAAAAUCACUCACAUCCAUUCAAUCACAAUCUAAGAAGAUUCCCAAGUGACUGCAAAAUGAAAUACAAGCAUGUUGGAAGUAAAUUUCAAUGUGUUUCAGUAAAAUGGCUAUUUUUCUCUAUUUCGUGGAUAUAAACUGCUUUGUCUGUUCUGUGCUGGUGUUAUUCAUUUCCACAAUACUGCUGUGACCACUUAAGAAAUGUUAUCUGCUCUUUAUUUCACUGGAAAUAAAGCUACACCAAACUCUGGAAUGGGCUGAGUCAUAAAAAGGGACAGGGUAAAGUGCACAGUCUUCAUCCUCCAAUUACCAAUCCAAACUCAUAGAUGUCUCAGAAAUAAGAAAUGGAUAUAAAUAAAGGAAACCAAAGCCAUCAGAAACCCCUAAAGAAUCAGAAGGUGGUUAUCAUUUGGUGAGAAAGGGAAAUAGUCACACUGUAUAGAAGAAGGCCAGGCUUCCUACACUGGGAUAGAUUUGGGGAAAAUUUUUGAGAUAGGAUCUUUUCUAUUCACAUUUUGCAAAGUAGAUAACUGCAUUUCCCAUCAGCCCUACUGCAAUUCCAUAAAGCAGGAGUGCCAAGAGGCUCAUAGGAGAGCAAUAUUGGGAUGCAGGGCAUAAAAGAAAAAAAAUAGUAAAUGCUGGCUUUACUGAGAAGCAUCUAACGGUGUCCC